AUGGGAAGAGAGGCAGCGUGGAAUUCGCAUCCGUCACGCAAGAAAUGGAGGGAAAUGGGCAUCCGUGUGGCAUCCAUCACUCAUCACGUCGAUGGAUAUCACCAUGAUUCCCGCACUUGCUUUGAGUUUCAGGGCUGUUUGUUUCACGGGUGUCGUACCUGUUUCCCAGGCAGAAAACAAGUACCACACAGGGCCAUGGGACUCACAGUGAAAGCGUUACGAAGACGCACACAGAAGAAAGUGAAAGCGUUGCGUGACGCUGGAUAUACAGUGGUAGAGAUGUGGGAAUGUCAAUUUGAUGCUCUGAAAAAACAAGAUGGGGAAUGCCGCCACUUUGUCUCCAAUUUGAAUCUCGUAUCACCGCUAGAGCCACGCGAUGCAUUCUUUGGGGGGAGAACUGGGGCCGUGGCGCCUCAUCAUCGAGUGUCAGACGACCGCGAGCAGAUUCGCUACGUCGAUGUGACUAACGAAUAUCCAUGGGUGAAUAAGAAUGGUCUAUAUUCGGUGGGUCAUCCCGUCAUCUUGUCCGAACCAGAAAAUCAAGAUCCCUCAGUCUACUAUGGUCUGUUAAAAGUCGACAUGCUACCUCCCGCCGAGUUGUUUCAUCCCGUCUUACCAUACAGGCGCAAGAUGAGUUCUGGUUCGUACAAGUUGACCUUCCCCAUAUGCGCCAAGUGUGUGGAAGAGGAAAGUGCCAAACCCAUACUGGCAAGAUCCUUUUCAUGCACUCACACAGACACCGAGCGAUGUUUGCGAGGCACCUGGUGUUCGCCCGAAUUAAAUAAAGUCAUAGCACUUGGGUAUAGAGUACUACGCAUACAUAACGUAUGGCAUUUUGAUGAAUCACAGCAAGGAUUGUUUGCGCCAUACGUGAACACGUGGCUCAAAAUAAAACAGGAGAGUGCUGGAUAUUCUGCCUGGUGUCAAGACAACUCAGAUCGCGUCCAUUAUGUCGACGACUACAGGCCAAAAGAAGGAAUUGAGCUAGACCCUACCAAAAUCACCAAAAAUCCCGGACGAAAAGCAGUGGCAAAGCUGAUGUUGAAUUCCUUUUGGGGGAAAUUUGGUCAACAAACCAACAAAUCUCAAACGGAACAAUUGACCGAAGUCCGUGAUUUGCUAGAGAUACUCGACGACCCUUUAGUCAAUGUGCAAGACAUUCGAAUUUUGUCGCCGGAAAUUGUCGAAGUGGUGUACCAGUGA
Molecule: messenger RNA, 1203 nt
Organism: Stylophora pistillata
Lineage: Eukaryota; Metazoa; Cnidaria; Anthozoa; Scleractinia; Pocilloporidae
Source: RefSeq, a predicted model, not a curated record